Benincasa hispida (wax gourd) is the source of this 2582-nucleotide messenger RNA. RefSeq lists its product as uncharacterized. The record is from RefSeq and is a predicted model, not a curated record. Lineage: Eukaryota; Viridiplantae; Streptophyta; Magnoliopsida; Cucurbitales; Cucurbitaceae.
UUGAAGAGCCAAACACGGCUUGAAAGAAAAACCCUCUCUUCUUCCUUCCUUCUUCUUCUCUCUAUUUCUUCUGACUUUAUCUUCAAUGGCGGUUUCUUCUAGAAAAUCAAGCGGGCCAGUUCUGAGGUCUCUCUCACCUUCUGGGAGGUUCUAUGGCUCCUAUUCUUCUUCUUCAUCUUCUUCUUCCUCAUCUGCCUUUGCCUCUUCCUCGUCAAGCUUUUCCACCAGAAACCCUACUUCGUUUUUCCGUAGAUCUGUGUCGCCUUCUCGUGUUAAUCUGCAGGGAUCUUCUUCUCCGUCAGCGUCGUCAGUGAGUUUUUCACUGGACCGGUCUAUUUCUCCGAAUCGGCCUAUCUCUGUUUUGUCUCGUACCAGUGGGAAUCAUCAAGUAGUGAAGAAACAGAGCAACCAGAAGAGGACAUGCAUGUGCUCCCCAACCACGCAUCCUGGUUCGUUCCGGUGUAGUCUCCACAAAGGCGUUCAGUCGCAGCCUUCAACUCCUUACUCGUCCAAUCGGCUCAACGCGCGGAGAUCGGCGAUGACGAAUUCUCUGGUUCGAAUCGGAGGAGUUGAAGGCGAUUUAGUGAGGCGAGCUUUGGCUUCUCUCAUCCGACCUUCGUCUCAUAGUCAAAGACGCCGAGCGGAUUUCUGUCCAAGACCUAGCCGGCUUUCAAUCAUGUCGAAAGCCGAUGAUCUGUGAUGAAGAUUUUGGACUUCUAAUUUCAAAAGACAUGAUUCAAAAUUAUUUGCGUCUGGUAAUCGGUGAAAUCAGUUCAUUGUUGUUAUGUUUGUUCCACUCGCUUCGUAAUGCUUCCAGAACAACAUACGUUUUUGUUAUUUGGUUCGGCGUUCGUUCAUCUCCGUCCGUCGUCAGCCGUUAUUUGUUUCAUCAAGUGGAUUUCUCUAAGGUAAAGUGAUUUCCAUCUUUCUGCUUCGUAUUUUCCCCUGUUUGUGUUCAAAUUCUUUGAUUAGUUCUUCGUAAUUUCUGUUUGUUCUGUAUACAGAUAUGCAAUUGCAGGUUGAAAUGGAAGUCAUCUGAUAUCUGAACUUUGAAUUUUGUGAUCUGGAAGUAGGAUUAAUGGUAGGGGGGAAACUUCGGAGGAAGUUAUGAACGAACAAGGACAGUUAAUGGAAUUCUCGUCACAGACUGAACAGUUUUAAUUCAAAUUAAUUGGGAUCAAAUGCUGGAGUUUAAAAAUAAUUAAGUAAAUAAAAUAAGAGUUGAAGAUUGAUGAAGCCAGUGGAAUUAGAUGGGGUUGACCUACUAAAGUCCUAAAUCGGUGGAAGGAACCGACUUCUAUUUGGCCUAUGUUCAUUAAAAAAAAAUAGGGAUAAUUGACAAAUUGAGAUUAUGAAUGCGGCUUUUCAAUUGAAGAAUGCCCCUUUGAAGAGAUGAAGGGCUGCCUAUAACCUUUUCGGAGAGGGAAAUUAUUAUUAAGAAAUGAACAUUAAUGGCUAAACUUGAAAAUUUGGGUAAAUCAUUAAUUUGGUUUCUAUGGAGUGGGCUUAGUUGAAUUCAUCCUGGUGUUAUGAUUUCAAUUUGAGAUGUUCUGGUUCGAUCUCCUAAAGCCCUAUCAAGUUGGAGCUAGGUUGUUUCUUAGUUCAACAAUCUUGUUGUCUUCAACUUUUGACUUUUGACUUUCUGGCGAUUUGAAGUCAUAACCAUUGGAGUGACAUUUGAAUGUUUACACACUCUUGGACGAGAGAUUUGAACUUCUGAUUUUAUAUCUCUAAUGAUUCUUAAAACAAAAUAGGGAAAGGCCUAAUUGGCAAAAAAAGGGGUAAUGAACACAAAGUUGUUGCGUGGGGAAAAUUGGUACUCAACUUUGAAAGAGGAGGUAGAAGAGAAAGAUGGGACUCUAAAAGAACUACGAGCUUCGGUAUGAUAAAGAUGUCAGUUCUUUCCGACUCAGGAAAAAGAGAAGGAUAAGAUGACAGUGGGAGUGAAAAUGAGUGGGCGAUGUGGCCGUCUUCUAUUCUCCCAAACCCAUCAUUAUUAUCGUUAAUCUUUUUUUUUUUCAUUUUCAAUAAUGCCUCUUUCACUCGUUUUCUUUACGUUCUCCUUUCUUCUUAUCUUUUCAAACUAAUAAACAAUUAAUAUGUAUGGUAUAGUUAGGCAAAUAUUGGUCAUCUAUCAAUCCUUCCGCUCACACUGUCGUCUUUUCAGUUUUUUUCCCCCUAAAUUUAAAAGUUUAAAAGGGUAUUUUUGGAAUGGAAGUUUAAGUUGGAAGACACUUUUUACAAUUUAGUCCUUCUCAUCAUGCAUUCAGGUUCAAAAUGUUUUGGGAUGUCAAUGUAUUAGAGAGCACAGAACAUUAUAAGCUCCAUUAUUAUUGUUAAUUUUGUUUAAUGUGAUGUUUUAUAUAAUAUUUGGAGAUUAUGGCGAUAUGGAGCAUAACAUUUUCUUUAGAAAAAAAUAUUUUAAGUACGAGACCUAAUAAAACAAAUGUAGUCUCAUUUCAUAACCUACAUUAUUUUAAGAAUAGGUUAAAAAAUGAUUAAUUUAUUUUUUAUUAUUUUAAACAGAAAAAUUAUUUUAGAAAACAAAAAUAAUUAGAAAUAUUUACAAAUAAUAAAUAUGC